This is a messenger RNA of Chinchilla lanigera (long-tailed chinchilla), 1978 nucleotides long. Its product is annotated as serine protease 44-like. Gene Ontology annotation, molecular function: serine-type endopeptidase activity. Gene Ontology annotation, biological process: proteolysis. NCBI's taxonomy places the organism in Eukaryota, Metazoa, Chordata, Mammalia, Rodentia, Chinchillidae. The transcript has 5 exons. Bases 182 to 1342 code for a protein of 386 amino acids. The record is from RefSeq and is a predicted model, not a curated record.
CGUCCCUGUGCAUGCAUCCAUGCCCAGAGAGCAGGGCUGACAGAGCAGGCUGGGCAGGAGAGGAAGCUUUGGGGUGGACCUGUGCCAGUCAGAGCCAGGGGUGCUCCUGAGGUCUUUUCUGCAAGCACACAGGUGGUGAGGCGGCCCCCGGGCCUGAGCCAGGGAACCCUACCUGCCUGGGAUGCGCCCUGAAGAAAAUGAGGCUGGGCCUGGAGACGGGGGAGCCGGGAGCACAAGCGAGCACCGCGCCCCUCCCCUAGGGGGCGCAGUCGCCUCCGCACAGAGCCCUCUUCCCGCCUCCUCCAAACCCAGGAGAGCGCGGCCGCCACAAGGGGGCGACACGGGUCCUCGAGGUGCCAUGGCGUCCCGGAACGCUGGCCCGCUGCGCCUGCUCCUCUGGCUGCUGCUGCUGAGGCCUCAGCUGGUCGCGGUCCCCGAGGACGGCGCGACUCCCCGCCUCCCGCGUGACCCGUUCCCCCCUAAGGCAGCGACGCCCGCGCCCACGGCGACCGCGAAACCGCCGGUCCUUCCCAAAGCCUGUGGUCAGAGGAAGAUAAUCGGAGGAGUGCCAGCGGCAGAGCGGAGGUGGCCCUGGCAGGUCAGCCUGCAGGCCCAGGGCGCACAUGUUUGCGGGGGCACCCUAAUCAGCAGCCGGUGGGUGAUGACCGCAGCACACUGCAUAUUAGACACUCUGGACUACACAGUGAAGCUUGGAGACACAGAUCUGAAGCAUGAGGCCCCAACGGCUGUUGUGGUCCCGGUCAGAGACAUCGUUAUCCAUCAAAAAUUCACCCGCAUUGGAGGACUCUUCAGAGACAUCGCCCUGGUGCUGCUGUCCUUCCCUGUGAAUUACUCCACGCACAUCCAGCCCGUGUGCCUCCCUACCACAUCCUUCCGGUUAGAAGCUGAUACUCCAUGCUGGGUGACUGGAUGGGGAAAAACACGUGAAGACGACAAGCCAAAUAACCAACCGACUCAUCUUCAGGAGGCUGAGCUGAACAUAGUUGAAUAUCGCAAUUGUAAUAAGAUCCUCAAGAAAGAGCUGAAGAUGCUCAUGAACCCUGUCAGGAAAGGGGGCAUUUGUGCUUAUGCUGAAGGAAAAGACUCCUGCCAGGGAGACUCUGGGGGCCCUCUUGUCUGUGAAUUCAACAAUACAUGGGUGCAGAUGGGCAUUGUAAGCUGGGGCAUUGGCUGUGCCCGCAAAGGAAUUCCAGGAGUCUAUUCAGAUGUCAGGUUCUACAAGGACUGGAUUGUGCAAGUAGUGAGUCGGUCUACACGCUGGGACAUGGCAGGCCUCCUCAUGCCACACCUGUGUCUGCUGCUGCACCUGGCAUGGUGGUGACCCUGUGGUCACCCUGCCUGUUCCCCCUGGUUCUGAGUCUCCCCCUAGCGCUUUUCUCUUACCCUCUUCCCUUCCAGUGCCCUGUGUUCAUGUUCCAGUUUGACCCAUCACCCCUGGAAACCCCACAGUGGAGCUGAGCAAGUCAACUGGGCCUGCAAAGGGCCCUCGCCCUAAGUACUGGUCACUGCUUCUACCACACAUACACUAGGCUGUGCUGUGCCUGAGCGAAGUGGGGUGAGGCCAGGUCAGAGGCCCAGCAUCUCGCCAAGGAGCAUCUCCCCUUUUAAGCUCUCCACAAGAACAUCCAAACACAGACAUCCCCAGUCAUGGAGUGAGCCCUAGACCUGGCCCUGGUGUCAGGCUGUGCCCUGAGCCUCUGUGAGGUCAACCAACCGGGUGACUGGUGCGAGUGAGAAGCAGGUGUCACCAGGUCCCUGCACAGGUGCCAGGCUGGGACUCCACAUGGUGUCUGGGCUGGAAGAAGUCCCCUGUGUCUUGGCGUGGGCCCGUUUAUCUGGGGACAGCCUUAGGCACACUCCUGUAUUGCUGCUUGCAUCCAGGAGCAGCCCACAUUUUGCUGAGGCUGUUUAAGCAUGUGGGAAUUUCACAGGGUACUGUAUAAAUGUUUGGACAAUG